AUGAAAGGUGAAAUUGAAAUAGGAACUGUCUUGCAUCCUCAAUGUAAGAUCCUUGCCGAAUCAGGCCCAAUUGUUAUCGGCUCAAACAAUAUCAUAGAAGAAAAUGUGACAAUUAUAAAUAAACAACCGACAUCCUUAAUUAUUGGAGACGAAAAUGUCUUUGAAGUUGGAUGCUAUGUGGAGGGAUCUAAAAUUGGGAGUAAAAAUAUAAUAGAAGCAAAAGGCAAGUAUAUAAUAUAUAAUAUCUCCUUCAGUAUUGAAUAUUCACAAUAUUUACAUAUGAUUAAUUUUACUUAUAUACUUCAUUCUAAAGCGAGAAUCUUGGGGACUACGUCAUUAGGUGACAAUUGUGUUAUCGGUGCUGUUUGUUCAACCAGACAAGAUGAAGUAAUCCCUAAUGACACUGUUAUAUAUGGUGAUCAUCAUAACCGGAGAACUCAGACAGCAUGCGCAAGCCAACAAUCAAGCUUACAUACUCGUCAUUUGGAUUAUCUUCGUGAGGUGCUGCCUAAAUUUAAUCAUGUUCGAAUUGGUGGUGCUAGCACAGCAACUGAAUCUUUGGCAUCCAAAUCAAAAUUAAAAUCUUCACAAAGUUUUAUUAUCUCAUUUGAUUUAGAUAAAAUUUCAACUCCAAAAAACAAUCUUGCUCUUAUUAAUGCUAAUCUAGUUGCAAGAAAUAGUGUUAAAG
Scutellospora calospora is the source of this 688-nucleotide messenger RNA. The record is from the annotation of a GenBank genome assembly. Lineage: Eukaryota; Fungi; Glomeromycota; Glomeromycetes; Diversisporales; Gigasporaceae.